AUGAAGUUCCUCCUACUUAUCUCCAUCUUCGCUGGAUCGAUGCCUUCCACCCUCGCAUCAGCACUUCUCCCCCUGCGCACCCGGCAGAGCACACAAUGGGAAUAUACCUGCCCCUCAGGUCUCGCUCCGCCUUCUGACUUCAAAGCCUUCAAUCUCGGCAACUGCGGCGCUCAACUGGCCAUGACCAAGGACCGCUACACUGCCGUGAUGUGGAAGUUCGACGCCGUCUACGCAGAUGGCAGUCGCGUGACUCAGACUCCAUUCCGGGAUUUCAACACCUUCGGCGUCAGCGAUCCGCUCUAUCCUUCCCUCGGAAACAACUUUAUCACGCGCUUUCCGGGUAGCUCGGCCUUCACCGCUGUGCAUGAAUUCACCAACGUCUGCAGAGGAGGCCAAGCACCCGUGGCCUGGAUCUUCUACACAACAGCGAAGACCUGCUCCAGGUCGACCUUCACCAGCGGACGAAUUCCCGUCUUCAACGGCGGAGCCACCGUCACGCGACCCGCCCUAGUCCCCGACGUCUCUCUGCGCAGAGUGAACGACGCGGGUGAUUUCGAGGCCAGCUGGUCACCUGCUGCUGGUGCCGCCGCCUAUUCUGUGAUGGUACAAUACCCCAUCGGGACUGAUGAUGCGGGGGAUCCGUAUCUUGACGUUCGAGGUGCGCGUGUCCCGAAGGGACGCACCAAUACGACGGUCGCUACUACUACUCGAAGGCGCGAUGUGGCUCGGAAGGUAAUCGUUCAUGCCGUGGAUGAUAAAGGCUUGUGGUCGUUCACGAUCAACGUCCGCGCCGUGGAAGGGAGCUGGUAA
Drepanopeziza brunnea f. sp. 'multigermtubi' MB_m1 is the source of this 810-nucleotide messenger RNA. RefSeq lists its product as uncharacterized. NCBI's taxonomy places the organism in Eukaryota, Fungi, Ascomycota, Leotiomycetes, Helotiales, Drepanopezizaceae. The record is from RefSeq and is a predicted model, not a curated record.